AUGACUCUUGAAAGUGAUGCCAUGGCUGGUGCCACUAUCGAGCUCCUCGAAGCGCGUCUGCGGCGCCUAGCGUACCUCCUAGGAGGAGUAACAGACUGGACGGGGGCCCCUACAGCACCCGAGAAACCCGCCUCUCACGACGAAACAGUGUCGCGCCGACUUGUUCGCCUAGAGCGGGAGCUGGAGAGACUGAGCCGCAAUGUUCCAGCUGUACGAGAUGUGAUCCAACUCCACGAUCGCUUCCCCGAGCUCUUCCAAACACCAAACCCUCAAUCCAUACCCGAAGGCCUCUCCCCACGCACAUUAGCCUCCAUCGUUCUCUCCUACGCAACCGCCUUCCCGGAAACAGCAUCACGUCUCACAUCUCUCAACGAUCUCCCCAUACCAGACCCACAAAGCUCCGCAACACUCAUCGAGCUUCAACCGCAGAUGGACCGCGUCGCGCAGACACAGAUCGAGCAGGCGGCAGCCAUAUCUGAACUACGCAUCCGCACCGCGCAGGUCUUGCAGCGAUGGUAUGAAGUUGGACUUGUGGGGAGUGGGGAGUGUUGGGCUGAAUGGGAGGGACGAUUGGAAGGCGUUGAGAGGGAGGUAAGGAGGAGAGAGGUGAUUAAGGAAAAGAGAGAGAAUGAAAUUUAG
This is a messenger RNA of Penicillium malachiteum, 639 nucleotides long. RefSeq names its product putative nuclear distribution protein RO10. The coding region runs from base 1 to 639 and encodes 212 amino acids. NCBI's taxonomy places the organism in Eukaryota, Fungi, Ascomycota, Eurotiomycetes, Eurotiales, Aspergillaceae. Gene Ontology annotation, cellular component: dynactin complex. Gene Ontology annotation, biological process: cytoskeleton-dependent cytokinesis. The transcript has 2 exons. The record is from RefSeq and is a predicted model, not a curated record.